AAAGUGUUGAACGUUUGUCUACAUAUUCUCUUACCACGUUCAAGUAGUGUCUGUCUCCGAUCAAUAUCUUCAAUCUACCUCCGCCGUCUUUUUCAUGGCGUUUGCUCCAAUUCUCCGCCGCGUCUCCGCCGCAAAAAACCUCUUUUCUCUAUCUCGACUCUCCCUUGCCUCUUCUCCCUCCGUUAGAUCUCUACAAACCGGAGCCUCCGGCGGAGAUGAUCGUCAACCCCCUCCGCCGUCCUCCAUCGCCGGAUAUCACGUGAGCUCCGGCGGAUACAUGCGCGGAGCCGUGUUUCGCGAGCCGAAUCAGCCUCUAACCAUCGAAGAAUUUCACAUUCCAAGACCAAAAGUGAAUGAGAUUCUCAUCAAAACCAAAGCUUGUGGAGUAUGCCACUCUGAUCUACAUGUGUUGAAAGGAGAGAUACCAUUCUCUAGUCCUUGUGUUAUUGGUCAUGAGAUCACUGGUGAAGUUGUUGAACAUGGUCCUCUUACUGAUCACAAGAUCAUCAAUAGAUUUCCAAUUGGUUCUCGUGUUGUUGGAGCUUUCAUUAUGCCCUGUGGAACCUGUUCUUAUUGUGCUAAGGGUCAUGAUGAUCUAUGUGAAGACUUCUUUGCUUUUAACAGAGCCAAAGGAACUCUUUACGAUGGAGAAACUCGUCUGUUUUUGCGUCAUGAUGAUUCACCAGUGUAUAUGUACAGUAUGGGAGGGAUGGCUGAGUACUGUGUCACACCAGCACACGGUUUAGCUCCUCUCCCAGAGUCUCUGCCUUACACUGAAUCUGCCAUUCUAGGGUGUGCUGUUUUUACUGCCUAUGGUGCUAUGGCUCAUGCUGCUGAGAUCCGUCCUGGAGAUUCCAUUGCUGUUAUUGGAAUUGGUGGUGUUGGCUCAAGUUGUUUGCAGAUAGCUAGAGCUUUUGGAGCAUCUGAUAUAAUAGCUGUGGAUGUUCAGGAUGAUAAAUUAGAGAAGGCUAAGACUCUUGGUGCUACUCAUGUUGUCAAUGCUGCUAAAGAAGAUGCUGUUGAUAGGAUAAGGGAAAUAACUGGUGGGAUGGGUGUUGAUGUUGCUGUGGAAGCCUUGGGAAAGCCUCAGACAUUCAUGCAGUGCACAUUAAGUGUGAAAGAUGGUGGUAAAGCUGUGAUGAUUGGACUCUCACAAGCUGGUUCCGUUGGAGAAAUAGACAUUAACAGACUUGUUCGUAGGAAGAUAAAAGUGAUAGGGUCAUAUGGAGGAAGAGCAAGGCAGGAUCUACCUAAAGUAGUGAAACUGGCAGAGUCAGGGAUCUUCAAUCUGACAAACGCAGUUUCAAGUAAGUACAAGUUUGAAGAUGCAGAGAAAGCGUUUCAAGAUCUCAACCAAGGGAAAAUUGUGAGCCGUGGUGUUGUUGAGAUACUAUAAACCUAAAAAAGCUCUGAUUCACUGAGGUCUAGUUGCUACAAGCUUCAGACGAGCUCGUUGUUGUUUGAUUUUUAGAAGCUUGCUUAAGUCUGCUUCUAUGUCCAUAGCAAUGUCUUUAUGAACCUUGUUCACUGAGAAUAAAACAAAAGGUCAAUAAUGUGUGUUCUUUCUUAUAUUUUAUUUCAAUUAGUUUCAAGAGUUAUGCGUCAGAGUUACUAUACCGUAACUAGCUGCAGUAACUAGACAAUUCUUGUGUGUUUCUGUAUCUUGCCUUGGACCACGCCUGAGUA
Messenger RNA from Eruca vesicaria subsp. sativa (arugula), 1686 nucleotides. The record is from the annotation of a GenBank genome assembly. Lineage: Eukaryota; Viridiplantae; Streptophyta; Magnoliopsida; Brassicales; Brassicaceae.